Messenger RNA from Telopea speciosissima, 363 nucleotides. RefSeq names its product putative disease resistance protein At1g59780. The coding region runs from base 1 to 363 and encodes 120 amino acids. The record is from RefSeq and is a predicted model, not a curated record. Lineage: Eukaryota; Viridiplantae; Streptophyta; Magnoliopsida; Proteales; Proteaceae. The transcript has a single exon.
AUGGCAGCUUCGAUUGCUUUGAAUGUCUUAGAUAGCCUGUGCCAAGUGAUUGUGAAAGAAGCAUAUUUGUUUCUUGUAGUGGAAGAUCAAGUCAAGACCCUUGGAGACCAGCUCAAACUUAUGGGUUCUUUCCUCAGAGAUGCAGAGAGAGCAGAGGGUCAAGAACAUAUUGCAAUGGAGGAAUUGGUUAUCCAAAUUAGGGAUUUAACCUAUGAAGCUGAGGACAUCAUUGAGAAAUACUUGGUGGAUGGAUGGAUGUGUAAAUAUACCCAGCAAGGAAAAUUUAUCCGAAGAGUCGAAACAGGAUUGGAAACAAGACUUCACUUUCCUCUUCUUGUUGAGCCCACAACCAAACAGCAAUAA